GGUACCAAAGCGACAGCCUGAGAUUCCGCCAUCUAUAUGUCGAUAGAUUCCGCAGUCACAAAAUCAUGAAGUUUCGGAACCCAAACAGGUGGGAGAAGGGAAGAAAUAGAAAUUCGAAGAGUACAUUCUUGUUCCCGCCAUUUUAUUUCCUCUUCUCCGCACAACGCUGAACGACGCAUAUCAUAUUCAUUGUAUCACUAUUGAUUGGCAACGAUGAGUGUUAAGAAUUGCGAAUUGCCGUAUUAUGUAGAAUAUUCUAAAAGUGGGCGUGCUGGAUGCAAGACGUGCAAAAAUAGCAUCGCGCAAGGAAGUUUGAGAAUCGCCGCAAUGGUGCAGAGUCCGUUCCACGAUGGUAAAAUACCUCAUUGGUAUCACUCUGAUUGUUUUUUUCUGAAGCAGCGCCCAAAAACAACAGAUGAUAUUGCUAAUUUUGAUGGAAUCCGAUGGGAGGAUCAAGAAAUUGUUUCAAAGGCGCUUGAAAAUGUUUCAAAUACGGCACCUACUAGAGGAAAGAAGCGAUCUGACGCCCCAUUAUCAGGAGCUUUGAAAGACUUCAAAGUUGAGUAUGCUAAGUCUAGCCGAGCCAUGUGUCGAGGCUGUGAAGAAACUAUUAUUAAAAAUGAGGUCAGAAUAUCAAAAAAGGAUUACGAGAGUGAAAAUGCCAGAGCCUACGGAGGUCAAGAUAGAUGGUAUCAUAUCCAAUGCUUUUCAAAGCUCAGAAAAGAGUUGGAAUUCUUUGAAACUGGAAAAAAGCUUCCUGGUUUUGAUGGACUGAAUAAGGAGGAUCAAGAGACCCUGAAAAAAACUUUAAUGAAGAUUAAAGAAGAUGCACCACCAACAAAGAAACUUAAGUCUGAGCCUUCUGAUCCCGAGGAAGAAUUACAGCUGAAGCUACAAAAUCAGAUGGUUUUCAGUAUGAGAGACAAGUUAUCGGCACUUCACAAACGUGCUCUUAUUUCCUUGUUAGAAGCUAACAAACAAAAAGUUCCCGAAGGAAUCUCCGAUAUGUUAGAUAGAAUCUCAGAUGCAAUGAUUUUCGGAGUUUUAAACCCAUGCACAAAAUGCCAAGGGCAAUUGGUUUACAACUCUGGGCUUGGUUACAUAUGCACUGGUGAUAUAACAGAGUGGACAAAAUGUGAACAUGUGACACAAGAUCCAAAACGAUCAAAAUUCGUAGUGCCUGCUAACCUUAAAGAGGCGCAUCUUUUUCUUAAAGAAUACAAAUCUAGAGUGAUGAGAAGGUUGAUUCGUAUCACAGCACCUACCACAUCUUCUUCUGUUAAAAAAGAAGAUGAAAUAGACAGCGGUCCAAAAAUACAAGCGAAACCAAAACCAUUGAAAAAUAUGGAGUUUUUUGUAAUCGGCAAAAUUCAGAGAGACAAGGAAGAGCUGAAAAAAGAGAUAUUGCUCUUGGGGGGCAAACUUGGUACAAAAAUUCACAAAAAUCUGGCUGCCUGCAUUUCUAAUCCAACGGAGGUUGAAAAAAUGAACAAAAGAAUGCAAGAAAUUAAAGAGGCCGACAUACAAGUAGUUUCAGAAGACUUCAUUGACGAAGCCAAAGAAUUUGAUAAACCAGCCAUUAUGCUUAUUAAUAAAAAAAACAUAUGCACAUGGGGCGGAGAUCCAAGUUUACGAAUUACAGCAGUGAUGGAAAAAUCAAAGUCCAGGGGUAAAAGUCAGUUUGAAAAGUCUGUGUCUGGAAAGAUCAAGAUGCGUGUGAAAGGUGGAGGAGCGGUUGAUCCCGAUAGCGGGCUAGAAGAUAGGGCCCACAUUUACGAAAAUGGUCGAGAUAAGUAUACGGUAACUCUCGGAAUAACUGACAUACAAUCAAAGAAGAACAGUUAUUACAAGUUACAAGUACUGAAAGAUGAUAAGCAGAAAAAAUACUGGUUAUUUCGGAGUUGGGGAAGAAUCGGCACAUCCAUUGGAGGCACAAAGAUAGAAAACCUUCCACUGGAAAAGUGUAUAGAGCAAUUUGAAUUUUUAUAUGAGGAGAAAUCGGGUAACAAAUGGAGUCGUCGUGACAACUUUAUUAAAAUCCCAUCUAAGAUGUACCCAAUUGAUGUAGACUAUGGCGGAGAUGAUGAUACAACGAAAAAAUUGAUGGAAUCGGAGAUAAAGAGUAACCUGAAAAAACCGCUACAAGAUUUGAUUAAACUUAUUUUCGACGUUGACACAAUGAGAAAAGUAAUGUUGGAAUUCGAAAUAGAUUUGGCUAAAAUGCCACUGGGUAAAUUGUCAAAGAAACAAAUCGAUAAGGCUUACAAAGUGCUAAGCGAAUUGCAAGAAUUCAUCAAAUCUGGCGGGGUCGACUAUUGUAAAUUUGUGGAUGCUUCAAAUAGGUUUUACACGCUUAUACCACAUGAUUUUGGAGUAUCAGAUCCGAUAAUUUUGAAAAACGAGGAGCAAAUCAAAUCCAAGUCGGAGAUGUUGGAUUCGUUACUGGAGCUAGAAAUUGCCUACAACUUAUUAAAUGCAAAAACAGAUGAAUCUAAGAAUCCUCUUGAUGCCCAUUAUGAACAGUUGAAUACAGACAUUGACGUUCUUGAUGUAGAAACAAAUGAAUACAAAUUAAUUGAACGAUAUGUAAAGAAUACCCACGCAUCAACUCAUUCUCAUUACGAGCUGGAGAUAGAUCAAGUAUUCGUGGUAAAACGUAAAGGCGAGGACAAGCGUUACAAGCCAUUUAAGAAGCUGCCAAAUAAAAAGCUCUUAUGGCAUGGAUCGAGAACUACAAAUUUCGUCGGUAUACUGUCCCAGGGUUUGAGAAUUGCGCCACCUGAAGCACCUGUCACCGGUUACAUGUUUGGUAAAGGUAUAUACUUUGCUGAUAUGGUGUCAAAAUCAGCCAACUAUUGCUGCACUAACCGACAAAAUCCGACUGGAUUGUUGCUACUGUGCGAGGUAGCUCUGGGCAAUACCUAUGAGCGACACGCAGCGGAUUACGUUGAAAAAUUACCAAAAGGUAAACAUUCUACAAUGGGUCUGGGUCAGACUCAACCAGACCCAGACGAUUUUCACAUUACAAGUGAUGGAGUUCAGGUGCCAUACGGAAAGCCAGUACCAGCUAAGCUUUCAAAGUCAACUUCUCUUUUGUACAACGAAUAUAUUGUAUAUGAUGUGGCCCAAGUUCAAGUACAAUAUUUGGUCAAAACUAAUUUCCGGUACAAACUACAUACUCGUGGUCACAGUGAUUGUAAAACUAAAUUGAAGAAUAUGCAGCGCGUUAUUAAAUGUCCGAAACGAUAUUUACCUUCGGUGAACGACAUUUUUAAGUUGGCGUCAACUGUUGCGGGAAAAUACGAGUCGGUACUGAGCAGACCUAAUUUCAGACUAGUCCUGAAUCGCGCCCUUCGAAUCUCACAAUGCCUGUCGUUUCAGGGUCAAAUGCGUAUGCGAAUGCAUAAGGAGGUAUGCGCCAUUUAUACCGUGUUACGACGCAGCGGAUUCGAUAGUGAUUCAAAACUACGCUGCUUUUAUAAUGCCAGAUGCUUCUGUACCACAGGUACGAACAAUAGCAAUAAGGCGGCGAGUGGCGGCCGUGCUGGAGAGCCCUCAUCUCAAAGCUCAGGAGAUAAUCCGAAUAAAAAUGACAAUGAAAGAGUUUCUGGUCUUAUUUCCAAGUAUUUAAUGUGGCUUACAUUUUUCUGGCUGAUUGUCAGCUUGGUGACCAUGCUAACACCGAAUAAUAGUCAACGGGAGCAGAUUGUGUAUGUGUCCUGGAAUGAUUUUCUCCAUCACAUGCUCUCCAAAGGUGAAGUGAAAGAGUUGAUACUUCGACCUCAAAUAGACAUGGUAAUUAUAAUCUUACACCCAGACGCUGUAAUUAAAGGCCGUAAGAUUGGAAACGUUACACACCUAAUGACGGUAGGCGACUUAGAUCGUUUCGAAGAAAAAUUGAGAGCUGCUGAAGACAAACUCAACAUAAGACAAGAGGAUCGAGUGCCAAUUUCCUAUGAUCGCGGUCAUAUUACUACAGGCCAAACGAUGAUGGUUCUUCUUGCAGGUGCUCUACUUGCAUUUCUUAUCAGUCGCCUUCGUUCUGUAAAACCGUCUAUCAAUAUGGAAGGCUUUCGCCAAAUGACUCGUGCGAAAUUCACUCUUGUUGAUCCAUUAACUGGUAGGGGCAAGGGUGUACGCUUUGACGAUGUCGCUGGCCUGAAGGAGGCAAAGACCGAAGUGAUGGAAUUUGUUGAUUACUUGAAACAUCCAGAGCAUUACAAAACUCUAGGGGCGAAGGUACCGAAAGGUGCUAUACUUUUGGGUCCUCCUGGUUGCGGAAAAACACUCUUGGCCAAGGCUGUAGCAACAGAGGCAAAUGUACCGUUUUUGUCUAUGAAUGGCUCGGAGUUCAUUGAAAUGAUUGGUGGGUUGGGUGCAGCUAGGGUUAGAGACUUAUUUAAGGAAGCAAAAUCACGGGCGCCUUGCAUAAUAUAUAUCGAUGAGAUCGAUGCAAUCGGGAAAAAACGGUCCUCAGGAAUGUCAGAUAGUGGUUCGUCAUCUAGCGAGUCUGAUCAGACGUUGAAUCAACUGCUGGUAGAAAUGGAUGGAAUGGCUUCUAAAGAAGGUGUCAUUAUGCUAGCAUCGACAAAUCGAGCAGAUGUGUUAGAUAAGGCUCUACUUAGACCUGGCAGAUUCGACAGGCAUAUAUUGAUCGAUUUACCAACAGUUGAUGAGCGAGAGCAAAUAUUCAAGCAUCAUCUCAAGGGAAUAAAGCUGGAACAAGGACCCGAGGUGUAUUCCAAGAGGUUGGCUUACCUCACUCCUGGAUUCAGCGGAGCGGAUAUUGCAAACGUUUGCAAUGAAGCAGCGUUGCACGCAGCCAGAUUCAAAAAAAAAAUCGUGGGCUCUGUAGAUCUUGAAUACGCAGUCGAACGUAUGGUAGGAGGAACAGAAAAGAGACAACAUGCGAUGUCACCUACAGAAAAACGUACAGUAGCGUAUCAUGAGGCUGGGCAUGCUCUUGUUGGAUGGAUGCUAGAGCAUACCGAUGCCCUAUUGAAGGUCUCUAUCAUUCCAAGAACUAAUCUUGCCCUGGGAUUUGCACAGUAUACACCUACCGAUCAAAAGCUAUAUACUACAGAGCAGCUGUUCGACCGAAUGUGCAUGGCUCUGGGCGGUCGAGUGGCCGAAAGUGUCACAUUUAAUCGAGUCACAACCGGAGCUCAAAAUGAUCUGACAAAGGUUACCGAAAUGGCUUAUGCCCAGGUGCAACAAUUUGGCAUGAAUUCUACAGUGGGUUUGCUAUCGUUUGAUAAAGAAGUAACCGGUCAGAAAUCCAAAAAACCCUACAGCAAGAAGCUCGCUAAUAUGAUGGAUGUAGAAGCAAGGCGAUUGAUUAGCCAGGCCUAUAAAAGAACCGAACAAGUACUUAUUGCUGAAAGAGACAAACUUGUGCUGUUAGCCGAAACACUGUUGGAUAAGGAAACAUUAAAUUACAACGAUGUCGUAGCAUUGAUUGGCCCACCUCCACAUGGGCGAAAAAAUUUAAUUGAACCAGCUGACUUUGAAGCAUCCGUCGGUUCACUCCAGGACACCACGCAGCCCUCGUCGACCAAACCUAUAGAAACAAACGAUUCCGAACCAAGUUCCAGCUAGUAAUCUGCAGAAGAAAGAUUUACCGGCAUAUCUUCUCAUCGUGUGUUGGUGACGGACAGAGUGGCAAUGUUUAUUGACUAUGGUAUUGACUAUGACUUCGUUGCAUUAUGGUUGGACGUCUUCUCUAAGGUUUAAACAACACUUACAGAACUCGGUUCACCUAUAUAGCUGUUGUCACUGUAAUCAAUUACAAGAACAUGUAAAUAGAGCGCAAGAAAAACAGUGCACCUAUUCCAACAGCAGAUGUUGAAUAUGGGUUUGCAGUUCUUACUAGAGGGCAGUUGCAUUGACUACGCACCAUAUCUUUAGGGCGAGAUGAAAGAAAGCAAAUAAAUGAAUGUAUUGAUGAAAAA
Neodiprion virginianus is the source of this 5951-nucleotide messenger RNA. It is a transcript of the gene Parp1, whose product is annotated as poly [ADP-ribose] polymerase-like. Gene Ontology annotation, molecular function: DNA binding; ATP binding; metalloendopeptidase activity. The transcript has 15 exons. The coding region runs from base 214 to 5598 and encodes 1794 amino acids. Gene Ontology annotation, biological process: protein-containing complex assembly; mitochondrial protein processing. The record is from RefSeq and is a predicted model, not a curated record. NCBI's taxonomy places the organism in Eukaryota, Metazoa, Arthropoda, Insecta, Hymenoptera, Diprionidae. Gene Ontology annotation, cellular component: m-AAA complex; membrane.